Messenger RNA from Papilio xuthus (Asian swallowtail), 2928 nucleotides. RefSeq lists its product as uncharacterized. NCBI's taxonomy places the organism in Eukaryota, Metazoa, Arthropoda, Insecta, Lepidoptera, Papilionidae. Bases 68 to 2422 code for a protein of 784 amino acids. The transcript is spliced from 6 exons. The record is from RefSeq and is a predicted model, not a curated record.
ACCGUGCGCUACGGAGGCCAAUAUCUACGCUGUAGCACUUCCUGGCUACGAGUAGGUAACGUGCUACAUGAUGCAUUUUCUCGUUUUAUUGGCAUUUUUUGCCACGGCACAAUCACGUGCGGUGAACAUAAGCAACACUUGGGUUCUUCCCGAGGAAGGUUUUCCGGUUUUCUACCGGUACUUCAGAGACCGCAUCUCUUGGUACGAAGCGGACGCGGUUUGUCAAUUUCAUCAUGCGAACCUUGUAACAGUUGAUACGACGGCACAAUAUGACGCUGUGCGAGCCUAUCUUAAAGAACUGGACAUAUCAAGUGGAGUUUGGGUUGGAUUGAUUAGAAGCAAUCCAGAAGGCGAUUUCACUUGGACCGAUUAUCGUGGCUUGAGUGGCGAUGGCUACUGGAGCUCAGCACCGGACCCACGCGCCGCGCCCCUAUGCGCCGCCGCUGACCCAACCUCAGACUACCGCUGGGAGGCGCGGGCAUGCGGUGGACCUACAGUCGCUUCUUUCAUCUGUGAACUACCAGUUCCGCAAUGGGCACUUGGCAACGAAGGCUGUAUGGUCCGAGCGCUACCGGCCUUGACUAUUCUGUAUUUACCGGAAAGUGCGGCAGUGCAGUUGACUGCUGAUUGUGGCCUUGCUGGUGUCAAACGAGUGGAAUGCACGGGAAAUGUGAAACGCGAAGAUCUUCUCCGCGAUCUUUCAUGUGCUGAAGAAGUAGAAUCUACUUCUUUAAAUAAUUUAACUUUAAACAGCACAAUCACUGAGAUUGCAACAUCGACAGAAAAUCAAGAAGUAUCAAGUAUCAGUGUAACUGAAGAAAAUUUGUCAAUUGAACAUGGCAACGAAAAUGAAAAUUUACCUUCGAGCGUAAUGUCGACUCCCAUUCCUUUUAACGAAAAUAUAAGACAAACUACGAUAUCGGGAUUGCAAUCGACUUCACAGCCCAUUCGAUAUGAAAUGAAUAAAAUUAUUUUAGAGAAAAAUGUUAACCUGAAUGAUAUGCAGAAUAACAAUCUUCAAAGCAAUGAUAUACCUAAUUUAAUCAAUAAUGACAACUUUCUAACAAAUUAUAGAAUACAAAAAAUGGAAGAUGAAGAAAAUCUGCAGCAUAAAAAAUUACACGACGAACUUGCUAGACUUGGUAAUUUUGAAACAAUAUUUACUCAACCAACCGAUCACUUUGUACCGCCACUUGUUAUGGCAAAAGCUAGGAUUAGUGAUGAUAUGAAUGUUCUAUCUUUAAAAGAAAAACACGCCCAACACUUUGGAACGCAGGAUAUGAUAGAAAAAGUAAAUGAAGAAAAGAAAAUACUAAAUAUGGAAGGGAAAUAUGGAAUUUCAACGGAACGUCCGCACACAACGGAAAAUUUGGCAGAAUUAGUCACGGAAAGUGUAUCAAAAUUAAAGAAUAAUUCAAAGAAAGACGCAAUUAAAAUAUCACUAUUAAAAAAAUAUAAAGAACUAAAUGCGAACGUUCUUCAAAUUUCAAAAAGCAAAACGAAAAAAGUAAACAAAGAAACUGUCGAAGAAAUCAUAAACAAGAGUACUACUUUGGUUAACAUGCCUUCGAAACUUAAAGAAACUACAACAUUAGGAACCACAGUUGCAAAUGAAAUUCAAAAUGACUCUAACAUUGAAUUGACUGUUAUUUUACGAGAAACAAACGAUGAAAGGAAUUUCAGUCAGAAAUUGACGAAUGAAACUGAUGAAGGAAUCGGAAAGAACACGACAAGAACUAUAAUAGAGUUUGAUCAGCCUACCACUGAAAUUGUAAAUUUUCUCAACGGAACACACUUAAAUUUACUUCAAACACAAGUGAAAUCGAACAAAACCGAGAACAUCUUGGACAAAAUAAGCACUAAUAGUGGCAAUAGAAAUGACACCAACAUUUCAGACAUUCCUCAAACUCUCGAUUUUACAACUAAAUUACCCGUUUUCAGAGAUGACCUAAUUAAUAUUUCGACUACAAUUGUUAAAAUGAAUAUUCAAGAAAUAGUCAACAAAACUGCAUUCAUCACCACUGAAAUUUCCACUAUCACUGAUGACAUACAAAUUGCUGGUUCUAAUUCUUCACUCGAUUUGCCUGCUAAUAUAGUAGACAAAGCAAAUUAUACUGAAAUAACUGAAACUUCUCAUAUGAGUACCAAAGCAGUAUCCACAAACGUUAAUUCUGCAAAUCAAACUGAUAAUUUGGAUCAUGAAACUUCUUCCACGCUCUAUCCAGUUUUCAGCGAUGCCUUCAACUUUACUGAAACUGUAGACGAAACAGAUGACAGGCCAGGUGAUCUCGAAACAAUUGACGAUUUCCAAUCACCUUUACUAUCCGGUGCUAAUGAACCAUUACAGAGGCCCAACAGAUCUAGGAGGCCUAAACAACCAAAUAGAGUUAACAAAUUCAAUCCCUUUCGCAUUUUAGGUUAAGCAGACUUUAUUUCAAAUGAACAUUUACUGCCAAGAAAUUCUGUACGACUGAACAACCAUUGCACUUUAAUAUUAAUUGCGUCACAUUUCACAAUUACAAUAUGUAGAAGCACUCAUCUAAAUCCUCAACUUUUUUCCUGGUCAUAAAAUUAAAGUAACAUAUUACAUCCUACUCGUAUGUGUGCUAUAUCGCCACUUUUGAGUUCGAAUGUGAAUUCACGUCAAUUUAUAAAAUUAAAAAAAAUACUGAAUGAUUGUAAUUAAUAAUAUCCAGUAAAUGGAUAUAUGUGGGAGUUAUCAAAUGUUUGGGUAAAAGAUCUUAAAAUAUACCAAAGAUUAAUUCGUUUAUAAGGAAUAUUAAUAGGUGUCAUUAUCAUUGAGAUGAAGGUCUAAGGAUAAAUAGUUAUAGUUACGUUCGUGAACCAUAUCAUAUUAGAAUAAGGAAUUAAAUUAUAAUUAAGGCAUUUUUAAAAUAUGAGAACGCACAGUGAGUUUGAUAUAAUAAA